AUGAAUGUAUCGGCGUCAAAGAAGCGAAACCUCAAGGAAACUCUCCGAGAAACUGAGAAACUUGUAGAGAAAAGUGCAAAACUUGGCCCAAAAGUUCGUGUUGCGGAGGGGCCACCGAGGAAAAAGAAGGCUACGAUGUCGCCCAAAGUAGAGGUGACGUCUACAAAAGCAAAGACAACAGAGAAGAUUACCGUAGCGCAAUCAACUACUCCGAACUCGUCCAAACCUUUGAUUGUCGUUGCCGGAAGCUACGACAAGAUUUUGUAUGGUCUUCAGAUAGAACCAGAAAAGGAUUCCGGGGCAGAAUUCAAGCCAGUCUUCUGUUUUCCUGCGCAUAUAUCGUGCGUCAAAGCCGUCGCAGCCAGUCCUCAAGGCGGAAAAUGGUUGGCAACUGGAGCCACAGACGAGACAAUCAAGAUCUGGGACCUACGGCGUCGAAAAGAGCUAGGAAGUCUGCAGCAGCAUCAAGGUUCUAUCACUCAUCUCUCGUUUCCGACGCGCUCCCAUCUCUUGUCAACGUCCGAAGAUGGUGUCAUAUGUCUCUACCAUACCCGAGACUGGUCGGUCCUCACGACAAUGAGGGGCCAUCGUGAACGAGUUAAUGAUCUUGCGGUUCAUCCCUCUGCCAAAGUGUGCUUGAGUGUCGGUAAAGACAGGACACUGCGCAUGUGGGACCUGAUGAGAGGUAAAGGGAGCGCGAGCAUCAAACUUGGCAAAGAAGGAGAAGGAGUUCGUUGGACACCGUUGGGUACACGCUUUGCAAUUUUUUCCGGAGUAACUAUUGAUAUCUAUUCGACGAAAAUGUCACUUUUGCAAACUAUCGACCAUCCAGCGCGUGUUCACGGCAUCGGCUUUUGUCAGGAUUCCAAGAGUCGCGAGUUUCUCUGCGUCGCCGGCGAAGACAAACAAGUAACGGUCUAUAGACUGUCAGGUAUCGAUGAUGAGGCAACUGAAACCCAUUCAUCAUCACCACCAGUCGUCUCAUAUCUCGUCGGUCAUAAGAAUCGAGUCAAGGCACUCGAUAUAUCCACCAAUAUGGGCAACACCUACGUUUCGACAGUUUCCUCCGACGGUCGGAUCCAUCUCUAUGAUAUGAGCGAGGCACUUUCCGCGGAGCCCGGUAGCGAGCCUUCGGAGAUCCAACCUAUGGCAUCCUAUGAUACGAACGGGAGUCGCUUGACCUGUGUUGUUAUUGCAGAUGGCGGUGCUGACCCUGCGGCGGGACCCUUGCAGCGCAAACGAAAACGCGAAUCAAGUGAAGAAGACAAUGAUGGGAGUAGUGAUGGAGAGGACGGAGGCUAA
Serendipita indica DSM 11827 is the source of this 1302-nucleotide messenger RNA. Lineage: Eukaryota; Fungi; Basidiomycota; Agaricomycetes; Sebacinales; Serendipitaceae. The record is from the annotation of a GenBank genome assembly.